Molecule: messenger RNA, 2334 nt
Organism: Tilletiopsis washingtonensis
Lineage: Eukaryota; Fungi; Basidiomycota; Exobasidiomycetes; Entylomatales
Product: COG2-domain-containing protein
Exons: 4
Coding region: 42-2144 (700 amino acids)
Biological process (GO): protein transport; Golgi organization; intra-Golgi vesicle-mediated transport
Cellular component (GO): membrane; COG complex
Source: RefSeq, a predicted model, not a curated record
CACAUCAUCCCGCCGUGCCAGUGCAUCGCUGCACACGCACCAUGCCGUCCGCGGACGAUGCCUCCUCCUCGGCGCUGUCCGACGCCGGCACGCCGCGCGCGCUGCCGGCGCCGCCGCCGCUCUCGCACGCCGAUCCGCACCUGCAGGCCGCCGUCUUCUCGCCGUCGGCCUUCCUGCUCUCGCGCACGCCUGGCAUGUCGCUCUCCGAGAUCAGUGCGUCGCUGGCCGCGUACGCCGGUGCGCUGCGCGCCGAGCUCGCCAGCGUCGUCGACCGCGACUUCCGCGCCUUUGUCGCCCUCGCCGGCGCCCUCAGCGCCGAGAAGGCGCGCAUCGCCCGCCUCGGCUGGCGCGACGAGGAGCAGGAGGGCGGCCUGCGCGUCGGCGAGGUGCGCGAGCUCGUCGCGCGCGCCAAGGACGACCUCGAGGACGUGCGGCACGAGGUGCAGGCGGUGAUGCGCGAGCGCGAGCAGGUCGCCGAGCAGCAGGCCCAGCUCUCGCUCCUGCUCUCGCUGCACGACUCGCUGGCGCGUCUCGAGGACCUGCUCCAUCUGCCCUCGAGCUCGGCGCACGAGGCCAGCACUGCCACCGCGUCGUCCUCGGCCGUGCAGCUUGACAGUUUCGCCGCGCCCGUGUCGUGGGAUGCUCUCCUCAGCGACGAGCGAGCGGACACUAGCGAUGAGGCUGCCUCGCUCUCGGGCUCAGAUUCGGACGAGGAAAUAAAGGUCGCCGGGACCGGCCGACUGCGGCCCGCAUCACCGGUGCGGACCGCCUCGCACGCAAAGCGCCGCGCCUCGCGAGCGUCCCUCUCGCUCGGCAGCGAAGAGGCACCGCUUGCAGAAGCGGCAUCAGGCGACUUGCCGCUGCGCAUCGCGCGGGCAUCCGCCGAGGCGGGCACGCUGCGCUUCCUACAGUCCCGAGCACUGGCCCAAAGGCUCAACGUCUUCGUUGCUUCGCAUGCCGCACGUACACGCCGUGCGCGCCUCGCGCUCAGGAACGACGUCCGCCGUCUGGUCCGCGCGCUGCUUGCACGCGAAGGGGGUGGCUUGAUGCGUCGGCAAGCGGGCGACGAGACAGGCGCCGGGCAUGAGCGCUGGACGCACGUGCCAGCGCCGGGCGACGAAAGCGGCAAAGCUGCUUACUGGCAGGCCAGACGCGAGGAGGAAGAGCAAUGGCUAGCCCUUGCUGUCGCGACGUCUGUGCAGCUGGAGCAGGAAGACGAGGGCGCAGACGAGGCGGAGGACGUGCAGACAACGCUGGCCGAUGUGCUCGUGCGCCCGUGGGCUAGAGAAACAAUCCACGCCCAAGCACUCUCGCACUCUGCGCCGCUGGACCCAGCGGUGAGCGCUCUACUGCCGGCGCCAGACAGCAGCGACUCCUCCGCAUCGCCCAAUCCUCUGCGCGCAUUGUACUGCCGCAUCCUCGCCUUCGCUGCGCGCGAUGCUCAGCGCGCGUGUGUCAUUGUCGAGCGUGCCGGCGAAAGCAAGGAGCGCGAGACUGGCGACGCGGAUGCAGAUGUUCGGCGCACGGAUCUCUUCGUCAAUGUGCUUUGGGCGGAGGUCGGCCGAGGCCUGAUGGAGGAGCUCGGCGGUCAGCUCUUCGUCGUGGGACGGCCCGAGGCGUUCCACCGGAACUUCUCCCUCACGACCUCCUUUCUAUCCGCCUUUCUCGCCCUCGCUCCUUCGCCGCGCGCUGCUCUCGCGCUGCAACAACAUCCGGCGUGGUCUGCGCUGCUGAAGCGCUUCCAGCUGCCGGUGUACUUCCAGCUGCGCUACCGCGAGAUCGUGGCACGCCUCGAGCCGCUGCUUUCCCUCUCCGCCGGCGUUGCAGCAGGCGGCUCUAUCAGCGGCACACUCCCGCUGGUCGUGGCGGCCGACGCCACGCGUGACGCGUUCUCGGCCCCUUGGCGCAAGGGUGUUGCGCUUCCAGAGCUGGUCCAUCGACAGUGGAAGCUGAGCCUGCAGGUCGUGAGCCGGUACAAAAGCUGGCUUGACGCGGAAGUGCCACAAGAUCCGGCAGCCCGACACGACAGACGCGGUGCCAAGGGCUUUCUGCAGCAGCAGCAACAACAACAAGCACAGGCUGUAGCAGGAGAGAGCCGCGCUGUGAGUACGCCUCGUGUGUUCGUACGGUGGCGAGGCCGUUGACGCGCGACACUCUCUGCAGGGCAGCCCGCGCGUGCCUUCGCGCACUGGCACACCCGUUUCCACUGCCGACUCAGAGGCGGCAGCGGCAGCCGACGAGGUGGCCGUCCGUGCCCUCACUGUUCUGUCGGCCGACGCGCUUUGGUUGCAGCGUGAGCUGCGCGCCGAGUUUGAGGCGCGCAUCGUACCCGCG